GUGGCGAUAACUCGCUAUCCGCACCCAAUGCAGUGACGACCCUGGUCGGCGUCCACGAUGGUCAGCCGUGUAUAAAAGGCGGAUGCUCUGAACGUCAAACGACGCCUCGAGCUCCCAGACCUUGUGUUUCAUAUUUCAACAACUUGGCUCAUGGCUUCUCCCAAGUUCCGAGUCGCAAUCGCUGGCGGCGGAGUCGGCGGUCUCAUGCUGGCCGUUGCGCUCUCAGCUUACCCCGAUAUCGGGGUCUACGUUUAUGAGAGUGCUCGUACAUUCUCCGAGAUUGGCGCGGGUGUCGUCAUGAAGCUCAGACCUUUCCAGGUGGUUAAGAGGAUCAGCGAGAAACUGGCGUCAGAGUUGAUUUCGAAGACCCCUUGCGAAUACACAGAGGAAUACGUCCCGAGCUGGAAGUUCCGACGGAGUGAUGGGGACGAAGGCGAAUAUAUUUUCCACCUCAAGACCAGAGGACACGUCCUGUUGCUCCACCGUGCCGAUUUCCACGGUGUUCUUCUCGAUAACCUAGGAGCCAACGUGAAGACGUACACGUCUAAGCGCCUUGCGACGUACGAGCAGCCGAACGAUCGCACCAGCCCUAUCUCUCUGACCUUUGCUGACGGAACCACCGAAACGUGCGAUCUUCUCGUCGGCGCCGACGGCAUAAAGUCUGUCGUCAGGACUAAACUGAUGAAGGAACUGGCCCAGGAGCAAGCCGAAAACCCAGCCGAGGGUUCUCCCAGCCCGGAACUGUACCUGUCUUGUGUCGAGCCCGCGUACAGCGGGAUGAACUCCCACAGGUCACUCGUUCCAGCUGACAAGCUAGCAGCCGUCGCAUCGGGUCAUAGAUCCCUCACCGAGCCCUUGUUGUGGUUGGCUAAGAGUAGGGUGAUCACGUCGUACCCCGUGUCUAAAGGCAAAUACAUCAACAUUUCAGCCAACGAACUACAUCCGGAUAUUAUGAGGAAAGCUCACAACCCGGACCCAUCCGUCAAGCAAGAGGACUACGAAGCCGAAUGGAUGCGCCCGGUUCCUGGUGCUGAGUGGAGUGCGCCAUUCAAACACAUGGAGAAGGACCUGCUUACCUUGCUUGACCUCGUCGAAUCCGGCAACAUAUGGGGUGUUCAUGUAGUCAAGAACUUGCCUACUUUCGUCCACGGACGCGUCGCGGUCAUGGGAGAUGCGGCGCACGCCAUGACACCCUUCCAGGGAUCAGGCGCGGGCCAAGCAGUUGAGGACGCAUACAUCCUCGCGACAGUUCUCGGCCACCAACGCACCACGAUUGCCACGCUCCCGACGGCGCUAGCUGUAUACGAUCAGAUUCGCCGUCCGUUUGCACAGGGAAUCGCCGCGGCGUCCAUGAUGAAUGGGCUUAUCAGUGGUAUGGAGGUUGGAGAACCACUUUCCCAGAUGGAAGAGUCUAUUUCAAAGCAGUGGAGCUGGGGAUGGACAACUUCGCUGGACCCCGACGUUGAGAAGGCGGUAAAACUACUAGAGGAGAGGUUGGGGGCGUAG
Coniophora puteana RWD-64-598 SS2 is the source of this 1506-nucleotide messenger RNA. Its product is annotated as FAD/NAD(P)-binding domain-containing protein. Gene Ontology annotation, molecular function: FAD binding. The transcript has 8 exons. The record is from RefSeq and is a predicted model, not a curated record. The coding region runs from base 151 to 1506 and encodes 451 amino acids. Gene Ontology annotation, biological process: secondary metabolite biosynthetic process. NCBI's taxonomy places the organism in Eukaryota, Fungi, Basidiomycota, Agaricomycetes, Boletales, Coniophoraceae.